Messenger RNA from Danio aesculapii, 1740 nucleotides. RefSeq names its product chromogranin A (gene chga). NCBI's taxonomy places the organism in Eukaryota, Metazoa, Chordata, Actinopteri, Cypriniformes, Danionidae. The record is from RefSeq and is a predicted model, not a curated record. Gene Ontology annotation, cellular component: chromaffin granule. Gene Ontology annotation, biological process: defense response to bacterium; negative regulation of catecholamine secretion; negative regulation of insulin secretion. Bases 192 to 1298 code for a protein of 368 amino acids. The transcript has 8 exons.
UAAAGGCGGCAUCGCUGCGGUAGUUGAUAGUGACACUGAGGCAUUGUGGUCUGAGGAGCCGACGAAACGAACACGAGCAGCGCCCAAUGCGCAAUAAUGCAUCCCUAAAUCAGCCAGUGUUUUCAUUUAUUGUGAGGACAGGGAAAUAUUAACGUUCAUUUGCUUUCGCUCGCCACUUUUAAGCAGAACAGAUGCCUGCACUUCGCAUCACGACAAUGAUCGCGCGAGGAUGCGCUGCUCUCCUGCUCCUGGUGAAUAUUGUCAUCUCUGCACCAGUCUCUCCAGGUCACAUGGAAGAGAAGGAUGUGAAGGUGAUGAAGUGUAUUGUGGAGGUGAUUGCAGAUGCUCUGUCUAAGCCUCAUCCAAUCCCAGUGUCCCAGGACUGCCUUGAAACCCUCAGCACUGAUGACAGGCUCGUGAGUAUCCUGCGCCACAGAAACUUUCUCCGAGAGUUGCAAGACAUCGCUGCCGAAGGAGCCAGUGAGAGAGCACUGAAACCCCCAGGAGAUGUGGCUGAUCAUGUGACCAGCCUCCCUAAAGACUUGAAGAAAACUGCAGACGAUCAGUCAAUGCUGGUUGCCAUGGAGAAACCAGAAGAAGAAACAGAGAAGCGAGGAGCAGGAGAGGAGAGCGAGGAGACAGAGCAGCAGUCUCAGAAACAAAACCAGAUUAUUACUCAGGAUGACCACAGUAAGGAACAAGAAGAAUAUGAGAAUUACAUCUCUAACUCCUUAAAUCCAGAGCAGAAGACAGAAUCACAGGAGGAGGCCACGAUAAGAGACGAGGAGAAGAAACACCCCAGCUCAGAAAAUGAGGAGGAAAGCGAUCCGGCUCAUAAAGAGGAAGGGCCAACAGCCACAGAUGAUGUCGAAGUGAAUCCCGAUGUGAAACAAUCCGUCAUGGAGGACAAUCAAGAACACAAAGGAGACGAAACUGAGAGAACGCAUUCAAAAGAAGAGCCAGAAGAAGACGAGGAGGAGAAGAAAAGAGAGGUUGGAGUGAAGCGCUGGAGUCGUGUAAGUAAAGUGUCCCACAAGAGAGUGGAGACGAGCCCAAAAGUUGAUGAACGCUGGGAGCCCCAGCACUCCAAGGAGAGAGAGGACCAAGAGGGGGAUCUGUGGAGAAGCCCAGAGGAGCAGGAGCUGCAGCUGAUGGCACAAACCCAAACACAGGACAAACGUGAAGAAGAGGGCAGUGGCAGCAGGAAGACUGGGGAUGCUGAGAUCGAGAGUCUGGCUGCCAUUGAGUCUGAAUUAGAGAGCGUGGCUCAGAAGCUCCAUGAUCUGAGACGAGGCUGAUCGGCUCCAGCUCUCCUUCUCUUUCACGUCUGCCCUUCAUCUCUCCUUCAGUAGAAAGGCAUGUAAACUGGAGAUGAGGCUCAGUUCACAGCAGCGCAAGCUCUUAUCUCAGCGCCCAUUCCCUACAUGUGUAACAUCAACCCUCCAAGCCAAAACAUUUACGUCUCUUCCCUUUCCUUGCGCUCCGCUUUGCUUUAUCGUGCUUGCUUCCUGAAGAAAUUUGGGCAUUGAGUACAUCCUGUCUCAAAUAUUUGCUAAAAACUAGCUGGAAUUAUCACGCUAGGUUGACAUUUUAAAUAUACUCAAGAGUACACAUCUGAAAGAUUGUACCUAAUAAUAUGGAGUCUUAUGAUCCAUAUGCAAUAAUAAUGUUUUUAUUAAAUAUGGUGACGACUGUGUUUAAAUGGUUUUUGGGAUUCCAGAAAACAAAUAAAGAAGUGUU